Molecule: messenger RNA, 1618 nt
Organism: Penaeus vannamei (Pacific white shrimp)
Lineage: Eukaryota; Metazoa; Arthropoda; Malacostraca; Decapoda; Penaeidae
Source: RefSeq, a predicted model, not a curated record
CCGACGCGCGACAGGGGGCGUGGUACGAGCGUGCCUCUGGCGGUGAUGGUGGGCGGCGGGCUGGCUGCAGUGCCAGUUGUGGUGGUGGCAGCUGUCCUCAUCUGGCUCCGGGUUUGUCGUCGGGCUGGUGGAAAUGGUGGCAGCGAGGACGGCAGCUCGGAGGGCAGGGACAGACGGCCCUCCACCCACAGCAAGGACGGCGGCUCCACUGACCUGGCGUCGGAGGUCACGCAGGCGGACGAGAGGAACCCGGACAUCAUUUCUCACACACCUGAUCCGACCGAGUGUGUGGAGAAGUGCGGCGACAUCGCAACCAUAUCGACAACUUCGUCAUUUUAUCUACCCAAUGGCGGUCCAAAAUAUCCAUCUGCUGCUGCGACAGCACCUGUGGCCUCGUCUGUGGCUGCUGUUGUCACACCUGCCCCUGCGACGGGGGGUGUGAUGGAGUACCCGCAGAUCGUGUGUUCGGAAUCCAGCCUCUCCCAUGUUCCUGUUCAUUCCCACGCCCACACUGCAGGUCACACGGUCAUCAUCCCCCGCGCCCACACUGCAGCUCACGCCCACUCGCCCCCUUGCGGUACUAAUGUUGUCACCUCGCAAGUGCCUUAUUUUCCUGAGGGACAGCAGACGCAAGUUAUGGACGUGCCCUUGCCACCCCCCUUGUCCUACAAUCAGGGUUACCAGCCUAGCGAGCACGACUACCAGCCCGCUAGCAGCCAGUGUUACUCCACCUUAGAGCGUAAGCGACACCAGCAGGGCUGUCCGCAGCAGGGAUUUCAGCACACCACUGGCUUUCAGGCUGAGGCUCUGCACUACGACGCGAGUCAGCAGCCCGCCUUUCCUCACCUCUACCAGACUCCGUCGGGGAGUUACUCGCAGACGCCCCACGGGUCCCAGUACAGCUUAUCCCAGUACCAGGGCGCGCUCGUCCCGGGCGGCCACCCGCCGAUGGACUCCCCUUCGCAGAGCCACCAGGGAACCCUUAGGAGGGGGUCGUCGAAGAAGGGCCCCAAAGCGGAACCUCCCCUGGCGAGCGUCGCGGCGCCCCCGAUGGCGUCCGUGCACCACCACCGCCAGUGUGACAUCCACGGCCCUCAGGGGGGCCUCGGGGGCGAGUCGAGUGGCACUCUGAGGAGAAGCAGACGGGAGGGCGAAGGCCGGACGGAUCCUCGGAGUUCCGUGGACGGAGUGGAACUGUCGGGGGAGAAGUCCAGCGCCCCGACGCCCUCCGCCAGCAGGAAAAACAAGCGCGAGAGUGCCGUGUGAGGACGGGCCAGGGCGAGCAGGGUGCCUCGUCCUGCGCUCGACAGGUCGCUCAGCUCCGUGGUGGCCAUGGCGGUCGUCCUUAGCGAAUCCCGUUCCGAUGAGGAGACUUUGGGCUUUGUGUUCUUGGACGAACUUCCCGGUUCUUAAAAUAGCAAAUAAAUGUGUUGUAAGCACUUGGUCGUUUAUAACUGUUCAUUAUAUGAAACAAUAAAGGAUGAAAUAAGUAUCAUGCGAAAGCGAAAGUAACUGAGACAUACAUGUUUGUAUGUAUGUACCCACACUUACACACACACACACACACACACACACACACACACACACACACACACACACACACACACACACACACACA